This is a messenger RNA of Leptinotarsa decemlineata (Colorado potato beetle), 1979 nucleotides long. Its product is annotated as leucine-rich repeat flightless-interacting protein 2. Gene Ontology annotation, biological process: regulation of DNA-templated transcription. Lineage: Eukaryota; Metazoa; Arthropoda; Insecta; Coleoptera; Chrysomelidae. The record is from RefSeq and is a predicted model, not a curated record.
GGGAGCCUGAGAGAGUUGAGGCAUGAACUCAAGGAAGUUGAAGAUAAGUUUCGAAAAGCCAUGAUUGCCAAUGCUCAGAUGGACAAUGAUAAAACAGCACAGACUUACCAAUUGGAAUUAUUGAAAGAUAGAUUAGAAGAGUUGGAAGAGGAGUACUCACAAUUGAAGAGGGAACACAGAGAUAAAUGCAGGGAACAUGAUCAGUUGAAGAGGCUAUGUGUCAAAUUGAAAGAUGAUCUGGCUGUGACGAAAUAUGAACUGGAAGAAAGGGAUCGACUCAUCUCUGAAAAAGGUUUAGUAAUAGUAGGUGAAGAAGUACCACCUGAUGAGGAUGGUACCAUACAUCCUCCGAAAAAAGCUCUUGUCAGUGCAGAGAAUGCCCAGUUGUUGGAAAGUGCAGGAGACGGUAGUUUAGAUGUUCGGUUGGCCAAAUUUGCAAAAGAGAAAACAGAGUUACAGGACCAAAUUAGCCAUUUAAAACUAGAAUUAGAAGAGGAAAAAAGUCGAAGGAGAAAACCAAGCUCUACAGGUCUUCUGAAUGGACCAUCAUCUGACUACGAUUACGAUGACCUACAAAGAGAAGCAAGUAAACAGUUAGCGGACUACAAAUUCAGAGCUCAGAAAGCGGAACAAGAUGUAGCAACAUUGCAAGCAACAGUAGCACGUCUCGAAAGUCAAGUGAUAAGGUACAAAACAGCCGCAGAAGUUUCAGAACAGUCAGAAGAGGCGCUCAAAUCUGAAAAAAGAAAAUUGCAAAGAGAGGCUAGGGAUGCCCUCAGUAGAGCAGAAGAGCUAGAAACAUCAAAUACACAUUUACUCAAAAGAUUAGACAAGUUGAAAAACGCAAAAUCCGCUUUGUUGAAAGAACUCUGACCAUUGAGUGAAAACUAGUAUCUUAUAAAAAUCUGCGAUGGGGAAAGCAGUUCCAACUGUGCUUCAAGUUUUAACUACCUUCGUUUUAUUUGAUUCACUUUGAAACAGUUUUAACAUAUUUUAACUUCAUUUUAUAAUGUGUUUGAAUUUUCUUCUCUGAAGGACAUCAGUUCAUGAUUACUUCAGACUAGGUUGAAAAACAAAAUCACUUCAACAGACCUUCAUUGUAAAAAAUAUUCAAAUUAUUUAUUUAACUUUGAAUUGUUGUCAAUAUGUUGUAUUUAUUUGUUAGUUAGGAUAUUAGUUUAUAAAUAUUAUUUGUAAAUACAUGUAAACUUAUUAUGUCUCAGGAUUGAAAUAUCCAUAGCAAUUUUAAACGGUAAGGAGUACCUUCAAAUAUUAGAUAAAAGUUUUGCGUAACUAUUAUACAUACACACAAAUAAUACCUAAAGGAAUUUCUGAAAUAAGUUGAUAAAACAAGAAGUUAUUUGUUGAUAAUUUUUUAUGAAAUAAUAUUUCUGAUAAAUUAUAUCAUUUCUGUUGACUUCUAUUCACCAUUAACUCAGAUAUAUUUAUUAUCAUAAGUUGAAAAAACUUUACUAAUAUCUCAAUUGAAAUCUUGAACAGGUGUUAAUAAAAAAAAGAAAUAUCCUUUGCAAGAAAUUCAUAAUGUGAUACAAACACCAGUUAUCUUUGCAAACUUAACUGAAUUGAAUUUGAGAGAUGAGGGUACUACUUGCUGUACACUUAUGUACCAAUAUUCAGCUUCUUUACCGAUGAAAUAAAAGAAAAUGGCUCAAGUUUUUAAAAUGUAAUAUGUGGGGUGUGAAAAUUGUUCCUGAAUUGGCUCAAAAUUUUGUAGAAAUGGUGAUAUUUUGAUAAUCCAUGUAAUUUUACUAAGUUUUAGUAUUAUUCAAACCUCAAAUACACUUUCGGUCCAUAGUUUUAUUAUUUUAUAUCACUUUUUUUUAAGAACUGUCCUAACUGCAAAAUGCAAGUAACGCUUAAAUUUAUAUGUACAUAUGAAAUAUGUGAUUUUUGUGUAUACUGCAAUAAUUAAUUUGGUAAAAGGUAAUUUGAAAAAAUAUAUUGAACUAAUUUAUAAA